Uranotaenia lowii is the source of this 447-nucleotide messenger RNA. RefSeq lists its product as uncharacterized. The transcript has a single exon. The coding region runs from base 1 to 447 and encodes 148 amino acids. NCBI's taxonomy places the organism in Eukaryota, Metazoa, Arthropoda, Insecta, Diptera, Culicidae. The record is from RefSeq and is a predicted model, not a curated record.
AUGCUGGACCAGGAAGCAUAUAUUGGAACUGUACUCAAUCGUUUCAAUAUGAACGAUGCGAAGCCUGCGACGACCCCGAUGAACAGCGGAGAGAAGCUGACCAAGGAACCAACACCGAAACCCGAAGAUGCGGAGCAGCUGAAGAAAAUCCCUUAUCAGGAAGCCGUCGGAAGCCUGAUGUACCUCGCACAGUGUACCCGACCGGACAUCCUGUUUGCAGUCAACAAGCUAAGCAGAUUCAACACCAAUCCCUCUCUCAAACACUGGGAGGCCGUCAAACAUCUGCUGAGGUACCUGAAGGGAACUGCGAAGUACAAGCUGCGGUAUACGAGGCAAGGCGAAUCGAAACUCAUCGGUUACUCCGACGCAGAUUGGGCCGCAGAUCUCGACGAUAGGAAACUCACAAGCGGAUACAUUUUCCUAUUACAAAGCGGGGCCGUAUCCUAG